This is a messenger RNA of Sinocyclocheilus grahami, 2590 nucleotides long. RefSeq names its product inactive serine/threonine-protein kinase VRK3-like. The coding region runs from base 218 to 2542 and encodes 774 amino acids. Gene Ontology annotation, biological process: protein phosphorylation. The transcript is spliced from 20 exons. Gene Ontology annotation, molecular function: ATP binding; protein kinase activity. NCBI's taxonomy places the organism in Eukaryota, Metazoa, Chordata, Actinopteri, Cypriniformes, Cyprinidae. The record is from RefSeq and is a predicted model, not a curated record.
AUACAAGGCUCGUCUCACAUAACUUGUAAAAACCGGCAACCACCUGCCGUAAAAAUGAUCACGUGAUUUGUGUCAGUUACGACGCUUCGGUCGCAGCAGCAAAAGGCUGAUUCCCAGUCACAACAUUUGGAAAUAUCGUUGGAAGAGUUUUUGUUCUGGUCCUGACUGUCAGAACAUUUGGACGUUUCCACCCCACGCCGUCUAAUUCGCCAUCAUAAUGCUGAAUUUCUGUCCUCAGUGUGGCUCGAAGUUACAGUCUGGUUUCAGAUUUUGUCCGUCAUGUGGUGGGAAACUGCCAGAAGAGCUAACAGAAGCUGUAGCUUCACAGCCAUCCGAACCACAUCCACACUCUGCGCUUUCAUCUGUGCGCGCCAUUGAAGUCACUUCUGCUGGAGACUCCUCACAAUCUACACUGAAUCGCCCACCUUUGCGUUCAACACGGCGGAAGACCUUGAGUGGCACAGCCACAGAAUCUUUAGAUAAGACGUCUUUGCCAACUUCUCGAAAACGAAAUGCAUCCCCUCUGGUUAAAGAGGAGGAAGAAGUGUCACAGACAACAUCGGCCAUAAUAACUCAAACCCCGGUUAAGAAGUCAUUGACAUCUCCACAAAGAAGAAAGACAUCCCCCCAGGUUAAAGAACAAGAGAACGUGAAACAAACUUUUUCGGUCACACUUCAAACUCCAGAUAAGACGUCUUCGAUGUCACCUCGAAAAUGCAAGGCUUCCCCCCAGGUUAAAGACAAGGAGGCGAAGCAAACAUCUUCAGUUAUUCAAAGCCCAUCCAAAUGCAAAGCCAGGAAGCGUGUGUGCACUGUUGAGCCUGUCCCGGAGGGUACAGUGGUUUGUGACCAGUCCAGCAAAAAAUGGAAGCUGGUUGAACUUCUGUGGCAUACAGAAUUAGAUCUGACAUAUGCAGUGUGCCAGGCAAAUCAGCACGCAGACUCAAAUGAAUGCAAGUACAUGUUGCGACUGGGUGCUAAAGAGGGACAGCUGUUUAAUGAACAGAACUUCCAUCUGAGAGCAGCCAAACCUGAUGCAGUGGAGAAAUGGUUGAAAUUGCACAAACUGGACUUCCUUGGGAUUCCCUCCUGUGUAGGGUUUGGUCUUCAUGAAGCAUAUAGGUUUUUAGUUUUUCCUAGCAUGGGCCAAACUCUACAGACAGUCACGGAUGAAGGGAACUGUACUCUGUCUGAGAAAGCUGUUCUCCAGCUUGCACUACGACUAUUGGAUGCACUUGAAUUCAUUCACGAGAAGGAAUAUGCCCAUGCAGACAUCCAUGCAGGAAAUAUUUACAUCAACACUAACAGUCACCCAGAGGUUUUCUUGUCAGGGUUUGGUCAUGCAUUUAGGUUUUGCCCUGGUGGAAAGCAUGUGGAGUACAGACAGGGUAGCCGCACUGCACACCAGGGUAACCUCAACUUCAUCAGCAUGGAUUCUCACAAGGGGGCUGGUCCCUCUUGUCGUAGUGACCUGCAGUCUCUGAGUUACUGUAUGCUGUAUUGGAUGACAGGCUCACUACCCUGGAGUCACCUCUCUCAAACAAGCUCUGCUAUUGCUGCAGAGAAGGAGAGGUAUAUUUCUGAUAUCCCUGGGCUUGUGAGUUACUGUUACAAACAGAAGAAAGCUUCAGGUGAGCAUGCAUAUUUCUAUUCUCACUUCAUGUGUUUAGUGCUAGUGAAGUACUUACAACCUGGAUAUGAUCCACCAGCACGAAAUGCGAAUACUUGUAUGUGUGUUUUCCAGGGACAGGAGCAGUUCAUUGUCCCCGUGCCUUUUCUUCUCAUCCCGGUGGAACAGAGGGAGCUGAUGACAGCUGAUCCCAUUGCAGAUAGUGAGAGUGAGACACCAAAUGACUUGGCCCCGCCCCCUGUAGAAUCACAUCCAACCAGCGCGUCAAGUGCAAACCAAACAAUGGCUGCUCAGGACGGUAUAAGUGUCUCAUGUCCAGAUGAAGGACAGUCUACUCUGGUACGCACAAGACCAGAGGUUUUGUGUGGAAUGGGGGAGCUGUCUGGGGAUGGAGAGAGCCCAUGGGAUAUGUUCACACAAGAGCUGGCUCUAUUAGGUAGACGUUCCACCUCAGACUCGAAUGACCCAGAACAUGAAAGUCAAUCACUUUUAAAGGAAGUCCCUCCGCUGCCUAUAGCAACAAGCACCCAAGCCCAAUUCUCAAAGCAGAUCUCAGGAGGGAUGUCAGUGGAUGGCAUUACGCUCAGUCAGAGACCAAAACCGACUCAGUUUAGUCCUUCCCACUCGAGCGAUAAGUCUUCUAGAGACCCCAGUCAGGAGCAAGACAAAGACUGUGCGCUGAGUCCUCCCUCGUGGCUCGUCCAUAAUACAGCCCCACCCUCUGAACAGAGGCCCUUAGCGUCUCCACCUGUUGGGCCAAUGCCCUCAGCUUCUCCACCCACCAAAGCCAGGAAACCUCAGGUUGCCACAGCCCUCAGCCAUUUCCAAAUCCCAGGGCAUCUGAUACAGUGGGCAGUGCGUUAUCUGGGGACCUCUGACUGUGGAGAUGUCAGCACUGAAGCUGGUUCAUAAGCAGUUACCUCAAAUGACUUGAUGUUAGUUUUUUUUGUUGUACAAAAG